Messenger RNA from Amoebophrya sp. A120, 14667 nucleotides. The record is from the annotation of a GenBank genome assembly. NCBI's taxonomy places the organism in Eukaryota, Dinophyceae, Syndiniales, Amoebophryaceae.
GGCGGGGCUGCAGCAGCAACACUUCGUGCAGCAGCAUCCACCGGCGCAAUUCCAGCAGCCGCAGCAGUAUCAACUGCAAAUACGUAGUCUGGGUAUGGAAAAGUGGAUCUUCUGAUGCUGCUUUUGGAUUCCAGAAAAAUUUGUAUUGCCCGAGCAGCAAGAGAAGUCUAGUUUUGGUUUUCUUUGUUACAACGCCGACAGAGCAUGAUUUCUCGUGCGCAAUAGGCAACAAGAUCAAGAACCACUCAGAAAGUUUGUGAUGCUAGGGAAUACAUUGCAGACAUCACGGGUCAUGUAAAAGCUGCAUGACAAGUUCUUCCAGACCCAGACAUAUUUGCUGUUGAUAAGCAGCAGCAGCCUCUCCACAACCUCCUUUCGCAGCAGAACAAUCAAGGACAGCUGGAUUUCAUGCACCAGCAACCGUAUCAAAUGUAAAAAUCCCUGGACGUCUGGAAGGUUGGAACUUGUGAUGCUAACUUUGGACUCUAAAAAAAUCUGUAUUGCAUGACCAGCAAGAGGAGUCUAGUUUGUGCUACGCGGGGAGGGCGUUUGUCAUGCGGGGUAGGUAUGAUCAGGAAGGGUUCUAAAAAUCUGUGAUGGUAGGGCAUACAUCACAAACAAUCCUGGGUCAUGCCAGACAAGCAUGACAAGUCUCAGAAUCUUCCCGAGCCAGACACUUUUGCACAGGAUAAGCCGCUCGACUGGAUCACUUCUGAAAAUUUUCAAAACUUUGGCAAUUUGAACAGCUUCGGAGGAGGGCCUCAUUUUGCCGCAUCAGGUACAACUUCUUACUGAAAUGACUUUACUAUGUUGACUGCCGCCGUUCGACUGUCUUGAUCAUGUUGAUGAGAUGAUUAUCACACUCACUGAAUAUAGAUAUCAGAAGUCCACUUGUUAAAAGUUGCACAAAAUACAAAAUUACUUCUCAGGAAAUAAUGACCAAGCGGGCAGCUUGCAAGGAAACAACAGUGGCACAUCCACUUCUUCUAUGCAAAGAAAAAAAUGUUACACUUACACAUUUUCUUGCGGCUGGACAAGCGUGAGAAACAAGCCUUCUACUCAUGCCGGAUAUACACAAGAGCACAGCUUCAUACGUGUUUAUGUUUCCCCUUGUGAAGAUCUCGGCAUAUGCCUCCACACAGAGACAAUUUGUCUUGCUGAAGUUGCAACAGCACGUGUGUAUAAUCUGUAGCACUUUUUUCUUGUGAUAUCUUCUAUCCCGUUUUUGGUCGCCGGCCCCGGUUCCGGAGCACAACUAAAUCGCGGCUUGGGCGGUAAUGCUACGAUAAUACAUGAAAAUUGAUCGGACCACUUUAUUUCUUCGGAUAAUUUCUAUAUUUUGGAUGAGUAUCUUCGCAUUGUGUUUGCAGUUAUUUCAUAUAUUCAUGUUGAGUUGACUUUUCGUACUGUUCAUUUUGAACCACCUUGUCCACGUGUCGUGCUCCUCCAUCUCUAAUAUCAUUCGAAUUUUGAUAUCGCUACAGGCAACUUCAAUCCCGGUCCGGGUCCGCAAUCGAAUCAGGACCUCCAGCAGCAUCAAGUUGGGGGUGCAGGAGGAGCUUCCUCUAGCAAUGUUGGCACGACGUCGGGUCAACUACAGCAACAUCAUCUUCAUCUCGGCCACACUGCAGGAACACCUAUUUCCUUUCCAAUGAACAGCAACGACCUGACUAAUGUGGCCCAGCUGCAUCAGUUGGCUGGUGUGGCUGCUCUACCCAGUACUAACCACGCGCAGAAUAAUAAUUCGCCAGCCGGAGGAGCGGCGGGAGCAGGAACGACGAUUACCGCUUCGCUCAACAAGAACGUGUUGCUACCUCUGGGCGGCGGCGGGGGUAGCGGUAGCACUAGCAUUGGAGGCAACAACAGCGGAAGCUGCAAUCAAAAUCCUCUUCAACAAAGCUGUAAUCAGGUGAAUCUGCUGCUGCAGUUGCAGCCGCUUUUAAAUAACCUACAACAGCAGAACAUCAACCUGCAACAGAAUACAACAACUUCUAACAUCGAUAGUACAACCACUAAUACGAUGAAUCUAGCAGCGCAACAGCUCCUGCUGCAACAAGGGCAGCAGCAGCAGCAGCAGCUGCAACAAGGUGGCCAGGGCCACCUCCAGCAGCAGCAGCUCUUAAUAAACCCAAUUGUGUCAACAUCCUCGUCGUCUGUAUCCACCCCCGACGGGGAUCAUCAACAGUUUCCUACUUCCACGACCUCGGGCGCAGCUGCGGUCCUCACUUCUGACCUAAACGCGCAGCAGAAGCAGGAACUAGUUCUGUCGAGCCUACUGACAUUACAACCCGGCGGGGCGGCGACCACGUCGACCACGAUAAUGAACACCACCAAGCCUCCGCCUUCUACCCCUGCUGCUGCUCUGGCGGCGCCGAGUAGUUGUACUGGUGGAGAUCAUCUAGUUGGCCGGGUGGACGACCGCGACGUGGGUCCUCACGACACGCAGGAGGAGAGUUCAUCGGCAGACCACGGGCCGCCGCCCUCUUCUUCCAUCUCCUCCGAGCAGCCCCUAGGUGUAGUCGGGCCACCUCCCAUGACUCCCGGGCGGCCAACUCCCAGUGGUGCGGCAAAAAAUAAGUAUGGAGAGAAAAAAGUUUGUCACAGUCACUAAGUUGCAAGGUUUGCAUUACAAGUUUUUUUUGCAUCACAACUUCUCCUUGUAUUGCAGAAACACUAGGGAAAUCCCUUAUGAAGUGUGGCUGUGAUGCAUUUUUACGCAUGACAGACAAUUUUGUCUUGCAAAAAUGCCCAUGAGUGAUCGUGACGAACUUUUUUUGUUUGAUAAUAAAUACAACAAGAAUAUUAACUCGACGUCCGGUAAUAAAAAACGCGGGACCACGACCACUUCUGGCGCUAGCUUCAGGACGAGCGUGGGCCAGAACAAUUACAACUACGCAGCUCCUCAUCACAACAAUCCGUCUUCAGCUCCAGCUGCUGAUGAUAAUGUCCACCAUACUAGUAACUGCUCCGAAGGAAUAAACAAGUCGUCGAAGCAGGAUAUUCCACCUUUCGGAGGACGGGUAAAAAUCGGAUUACAGCAGCAGAAAGGCAAUAAAGGCGACAGCACUGGUGGUACGCCGCCGCGCGUCGAACACCAGUCGUCUGGAAUUGGGGCGGCUAUUUCGAAAAAAAACGACCGGAGUCGUGCUUCUAUCCAAGAAAAAAACUGCGUGAGUGUAACUUAACUUUGUUUGGCUGGUGACAGCAUCACAGAGUUGUAGCUCUACAUGACAGAGAAAAUAACCUGUCAUGGGUGACUUGUAACGUCGGAAAACACACCUGGAAACAGGAUUUGCAUGGUUGUCUGGCAUGACAGGUUUAAACUCUCUUGCAUGUUCUCCCGCAUUACAGAGCUACACUUACACAGUUUUUUUCUUGCAUAGCUUUCGGGGAGGGUGCGCUAGCAUCUUCACCUAGAAGUUCCUCCGCUGAAGAAUUGUACCAGGAAGAGGUGUAUCCUGUGCAAAAACAUCGUACUCGUACAAAUGCAAGUCUUGCAUUACAAACAAGGUCCACGCGUGGGGACAGGGUCCCCACGCUGGGGCCUUGUGCCCAUCCCUAGUGGCGCUAGUGGGGGAAGGGUGUUCGGCAUCGGGGCGGACAGCGUCCGCCCCUCGCCUCACACCAGGCGCGCGCAUAGUGGCUUAGUGCGCGAAGCACUAGUGGGGGAAGGGUGUUCGGCAUCGGGGCGGACAGCGUCCGCCCCUCGCCUCACACCAGGCGCGCGCAUAAUGGCUUAGUGCGCGAAACGCGAGUGGGGGAAGGGCCUUCACCUGUCGCGGCCACCUGUCGUAGCCACCUGUCGCGCCCACCUGUGCUGGUCACCUGUCACGGUCACCUGUCGAGGUCACCUGUCGAGGUCACCUGUCAAGGUCACCUGUCAAGGUCACCUGUCAAGGUCACCUGUCAAGGUCACCUGUCGCCGGGGGUAUGCGUUACCAGAACCCGGAAGUCAAGCAAUGUAAAUAUUAAUCUGUUUCUCAAGGUAAAUCCGCAUUACAAACCUUAUUUCUCAUGCUGAGGAAAUUUGUAAUGCGUUUAUACGACGAGAGCGAUACUUUUGCAAUUCACAAGCUGCGUCUGUUAAGUCAAAGUGGUCUGAACUUGGAAAUCGGAAUGUAUACCUGGCAAAUAUUUUUACGUAGUCUGGGUCGGGAAAAACAAAAUUGUAAUUGUUAGGCUGGUCCUUCUAGAUGAAAAUCUGUAUUGCUUGAUGAACAAACCUAGAUGUAACGCGCAGCGUUCUUUGUCAUGCCAGGACGCAGUGUAAAUGUGAUGUCGUGCGCGCCACGUAUCUAUCUCUAUGAGACAGCUUUGCAAGAAGUAGAUCUUGUCAUGCUCGCGGCUGCUGGAUCGGGAAUGUAUGCGCACUUCAGCGUCAGCACAGCUUUAAAUUAUUCCAGAACUAGACCAGACCGCGUAUUAAUUUGCAUUGGAUAUUAACCAGCUGCGGCGAAAAACAAGCGGGACCACGCCGAGAGGUCCGGAGUUAUAUCCAAGAAAAAAACAUUGUAGGUGUAACUUUUUUGGAGGAACAGCAUUACAAAUUUGUCUGGCAUGACAGCAAAAACCUGUCAUGCGCAGACAGUACGUGAAAACGCCCUUUAAUGGACCCUAGGAUGCAUGCCAAGCAUGACAGACGCAAUCAUCUUGCAUGUUGCACAUCACAAAUUUACACUAACAGCGUUUUUUUCUUGGAUAAGUUAUUUCGGAAGAACAGUUGGUAUGCGGGCGAAGUCGCACACGCGGAUCUGUUGCGUCAAAUUUCCCUGGAGAUGGCCUGCGGGCGGUGGAACAAGCUGUACUCGUCGGGUAGAACUGCAGAUAGGGACGCCGCUCGUUACAAACGGUGGGCUGGGAAUAUUAAAGACGGUAUUAACAGCGAAGACGUUUAUUUCUCUAUGGAGGAGCAGAAACAUCAGCUCAACAUGUUCGAUGUCCGCGGUCGUGGCAGCAGCAAGCAUGAGGGCCUCGUAGUUCUUCCCGGGCGGCGCGGGAAAGAACGGGGGGCUCCUUCGGGAAUAAAGUCAUUGGAUGAGGUGGAACAGCACGGUAAAAAUACUUCAUCGACCGGCGCCGAAAAUUGUUAUACGAGUAGCAUUAAAAACCUCUCGUCCUCUUCGUCCUCGUCGCACGAGCACAAGUCUCUUCAUGUGCCAAGUCGCGCGAGCGAGCGGGAGCACCGGGGUGACGGCAGGGACUGGCGCGACAACCACGCAGACAACUACAAUUUGUCCUCCGGGCCCGGCAAGGACUAUCGGGACUACGUGAACAAUAGUACAGCGGCCAGUGCAGCUGGAACAUCAAACAUGAAUCUUAAAGACCCACGGCGCGGCAGUUCCGGGAAAAUCCACCACCACCACACUGGAGCGGCCGCGGGGGCGGCCAGUGGGUUCUCGUCGUCGUCGUACAGCUACUACGGGCGUGGUGGCGGUGGAGAAAAAGGCGCCGGUGCGACUUCCUCGAAGGACCAAGUGGGCAAUAAUUACAUAUGCAGGGCAAAAAUGUCUGGGUCUGGAAGAUUGCAACUUGUCAUGGUAAAUCUGAAGCAUGCAAAAAUCUGUGUUGCAUGAGUGCCAAAAGCUCUACACUUUUGACCAAGUUGGAAAGGAGUUUCUCAUGCAGGAUAGGCAUGGCAGAGACCUCGCAGAGUCUGUCAUGCUAGGUCCCGCAUUCCAGAUCUCAUGGGUGAUGGAAAAUCUGCAUGACAAGUCUACACUUUUCCAGACCCAGACAUUUUUGCAUUUGAUAUUACAACAAUAAUUUCAAUUCGUACGGCGCAUCUACUGCUUCCUCCUCCAGUUCCUCUAGCGGUAAGGACAAGCAUAAUCGGGAUCAUCACCACCAGAAUUUAUCCUGAGGAAAUAAAACUGCGUUGUCAUUCUUGCAGAGGUGUCACGCAGAUAAUUUUUCCUUGCAGGAACAUCGGUAAAGAAAAAAUUAUGCGCAUCCCCAGCACAAGAGGCAUUUCCAACGGUGUUUUGGCAUUUGCAGUGCUGUAAAUUAAUCACAGGACCACGGAAUGUUUUUGUGAUGCGGCUGUCCUUGCGAAAGUGCUCUAGAAUAAGUACAGAGAGGAACUUGUCAGGCGUCACUCCCAAGACUGACUUCUGAAUUUGUGUUGCUAAGUUUCUCUGGGGUGGUGACAGACGUGUUAUUUCCACACGAUAGACUUGGCAGUAUGGCCACAACGGGAGCAAGGACAACAUGCACCAUGGCAGUUAUAGUUCUUCUACCCAGCAGCAGGAGCACGGUACCAGUUAUCAACAAGGUGGUCAACAUCACCUACGCAUUGCAAAUGUAUCUCUGGGUCCGGAAGUAUAAAUGUAAGGUUAACUACAUUUUUUGUCAUGCUCGGCGAGCUGCAUGUUGGCAAUACAUAGAGCGAGCCUGUCAACAUGCACACUUUAUUUGAGCACCUGCACCCAAAACGUUCAUUUUUCUGUCAUGCAGAUGAAACUACCCAGUGUGUUUACCCUUCCCUGCAGAUGCAGAAGAGACAUCACGUAGUUCUAGCACCAUCUCCAAAAGAACUUGUCAUGCCUUGCCGCCACAACUUGCUGCUUCCCCUUGAGGAUCCUUCAACCAGCAUGAAAAGUUUCCAGACCGAGAUUUUUCACAUUUGCGUUUGAUAUGCUCACCCCCGGAGCGGGUCGUACAGUGGCGGCCACUACGGGAAGGACAAAGAAAAUUACAACUUGUACCAGCACAACAAAAGCAGCUACAAUAUGAUGAACGCAACGCCGACCGAAAAGGGACCUCGCGGGAAGAUGAAUUACGUACUGAUAUAUAGAAAUUACAUCGAAUUCGAAAUCGAUUUUUUUGUACACUUGUUCUUUUUCUAAAAAAGGCUGUUACGACGUUUUUGUCGACCACGUCGUACUUAUGCUGAAAAGCUUGUUCACCAGUUGAAGUUGUUGUGUGACUCAUUUUCGCAAACGACAUGAAAGAACUCCUGAAAUUUACUGACUAUCACAGCCGCGCAGUGGGUCUUCGUCGGAGCAUCACAAUUUUAUAUCAACUGCAAAUAUGUCUGGGUCUGGAGAAUACAAACUUGUGAUGCGCAUUUGAGAGCACAGAAAAAUCUCUCAUGCACAGGCAGCAAAAGUUCCCACUUUCUGUCACCAGAAUGGGGGAUUUGUCGUGCGGAUUCGGCAUUGCAAACGCUUCUCGAAACCUGUGAUGCUAGAGCUUCCAUGCCAGACCUUCCGUGUCAUGCAAAAACAGCAUGACUCUUCCAGACCCAGACAUUUUUGCAUUUUGGGGGAAGGGUCAUGAACAGUAGUAGUGUCAGCGAAUAGUAGUGAGCAUGCACCCACGGUGUGCUAUUCGCACGGCCAUGACACUACUGCGCGAGCACCCACAGGCUCCCAGGUGCCUAGCGCUUUGGCCAGCGUAGCACCUCGGUAGAGCCUGCGGGACCCCGUGGGCAGAAGUUCAUUGCACCCAAUUUGUACGUUGCGCAAGUGAUAGUAUAAGUAGUAAUAGUUAGUUCCACCGGUGGACAUAUUAGCAUGCUUAAUCUCUCUCUAAAUAGUGCAAACACGUAGUUCUCUUUUAUUUUCUUUCUUCAUAAAGUUCAAGUCGUUCUCUUCCCUGUGCUGUACCAAGGUCUUGUUUCCAGACAAAACACCAGACAUUUUUGCAUUUGAUAAUUUACCUCGCAGAACACAUCUCCGCGGGACGGGAUCAUCGGCACGAAAAAUAAUAGCGGCACUGGCACUGGCCCCGUGCACAAAGGUGGCAGCAAGAAUAAUUUUUCGUACAACAAUAGCGCUUCUUCUGGCACAGCAGGUGCUGGCUCUAGUACAGCUAUGAACAAGUACAGCGAGGGCAAAGGAACAACAUCAACCACCACUACUCAACAAGCGGGUGCUACGACGUCCUCUCCUUUGACAAACAGUUACAACAGCUUCAACCCGCCCGCACGUGGAACGAGCAGUGGAAAUGUUGCCGCUGGAGACGGAAGUUCGAGUUCUUCCACUGGGCAACUGCACGGAGAAGGGCUGGCGCAGGAGCAGCAACCCACUGGGGGAGGUACUGACUUCUACAACUUUAGCUCUUAAUCUUGUUUCAACAUCGAGGAUAGAGGUGGAAUGGAUAAAGUAACAAGCACUUGAAAGAGUUAGAAGAGUUACCGUUGUUUGUAAAUCGAUCAAGAAUCAUUGACGAACUUCUAGAGUAACAUGCAUCGAUGCAGCUACGGCGCGAUUGAUGCAUCGCGGCUUAGCUACCUGACUUCGAAGCUGAAAUUCUUCACAAACUCCUAUAACCAGACCCCGACGUGACGAGUAGUGUUUCUACCGACCCCUUGCAGCAUUCGGUGCAAACCAACUCCGAGGCGGGGGUGAGCGCGGCGCCGACUCUGGGUGUUUUUCAACAAAAUUCAUCUACUUCGAAGGACGACCAGGCCGCGGGGGCCUAUAAUUACACAAGAAACAAGAGUUCUUCCGGUGCCGAACACAAGAAACAAGACGAAGAGAAACACCUGAACAAGAAAAAUAUUAUCAUCAAGCCGACAACCGUUGACAAAGAUGCGAACCACGCCAAGGAAGAUGAAGAAAAAUCGCAAAUACAUAAAACUGAAAGUGGUGACAAACACGACAAAGUAGACACCACGUCAGUAUUAGAGCCGACUUCUUCGUCCUUCACCGGUGAAAAUGUUCAGGAUAGUACGCACGAGGCAGCUGCCCACGCGGCCCAGGUGGCUACAACUAGUAAAGGCCUCGAUGACGUCGACGCGGGCUGUGUUAAAAAUGAAGCCAGUUCUUCUGGUCGUGCACGUGCCCAGGAGGCAGAAGUGGUGGGACCCCCAGCUGCGACUUCUUCCAACCAAAAUCUGCUCGCGUCCGCACCUUCGCGGCUCAGUAACGUUGGGCCGUGUGGUCCUUCGCCCCCUCCAAUGAUCCCUCCCGCACUGCCGGAACACGACCCCCAGCUGCCGCUCUAUGCAUUGCAAAUAUAAUGUUGACUGGGAGGUCUGGAAUAAAGUAGGGUGUGUAGCUAGUACUUGUCAUGCGGCCUUUGGAUUCUGAAAUAAGAAUCUGUAUUGCAUGAGCGACAAGUUGUAGAGGACUCCAGUUUUUGCUAUGGGAGGAGGUUAUCCACAUUUCUCAUGCGGAUAAGAAGACCGCAUGGAUCAAAACCUGCGAAGAUUUUUAUGCUCCUAGGGCAUACAACAACACACACGGCUAUGCAAAAUGUGCAUGGCAAUAAACAUCCGCGCGAAGACUCUUUCCUACGACCAGUCACGAACAUAUUUGAAUUUGAUACGUUGAUCGGCACUACAAUGUCGUCGAGCAGUGGGGCGUCAACCUCUAAGACCAGCACGACCGUAUCAAAUGUAAAAAUGUCUGGGUCUGGAAGAUUGCCAGGUUUGUCAUGCACAUUUUGCAUGACUUCUGAUGUCUAUGAUGCAUGCCCUAGCAUCACAGAUUUUGUGAGGGCUUCCUGAUGCCUAUACCGCAUGGCAAAUGCUCUUUCCGUGUAGCAAAACUUGGACUCUCUUUGCUGCUCAUGCAAUACAGAUUUUUUUAGAAUCCAAAAUCAGCAUGACAAGUUGGAUUCUUCCAGACCCAGACAUUUUUACAGUUGAUAGACCCCCUUCAAUAACAACAACGCGACCACCACCGCCACGUCGCAACAAGCGCAGGGCCAGCACCAGGCUAUCGUGCCGCCUUGUUUGCCACCGGAUUUGCCGGAGUUAAGCCGGUUGGUUUCCGGAACGGCGGUCGUGCCACCGCUCUCCAAAGCCGUCGUAACUGCCAGCACCAUUGCUUCUUCCAGUUCAUCUUCGUCUGCUUUGGAAGAGAAUCAGCAGCAGCAUGCUGCCGCCAUGGCGAAGCUGCACAAGAAACUUGAGGAGUUUGAGGAGGCACAGAGCAAGCAGAAGGACGAAAUGAAGAAACUGAAGGAGCAGGUGGCCAGCCUGAAUUCCGAGUUGUCCCGCACGAACAAGCAACUCGCGACGGAGCAGCAGGAGAAGCAGAAGUGGGUAAAACAGGCGGAAGAGUGGAAGGAAAAGAAGAUUGCCACCGCGAACAACAAGGCUGCUGACCAGAACAAGCAACUGCAGGACCGGAUGAAAGCGAGUAAGCAGGAGUGCAGCGAGUUGAAGAAAAAAAUGGAAGUGAUGACGAUUGAAAGGAAAGAGGCGAAUCGGGAAAGCGAAAGCGUGCUGAAGAAAAUGGAGGAUCUGAAGAAGCAGAUCGAAAAUCUGCAUUUGCAGCACCAGAAAGAGGUGGACAAAAACGAGAAUUUAAGAAAGGAAAAUCAAGAGGCCGAAGCCUCUCUGCGGGAGGAGCUGAAGGCCGAGUACGAAGCACAAUUGGCGGACAACAUGCAAAAGAUGCAGAUUGCCCACGACAACAAAUACCACAAAAAGACCAUCGAUUUCGAGAAAAGCUCCAAGGCCGACGAGCGCAAGUUCAAGCAGCUGGAAGAACAGAUCGUGAAGAUGGCAAAGCAGGCGACGCGGGUGGAGCGCGAACACAAGAAGGCCCUGCAGGAGAAAGACAACCGGUGGGAGAAGAUUUACACGAAGAUGCGAACGGAGUGCGAGGACAUUGUGAACGGGAUGGAAGUAUCAACUGCAAAUAUUUUUAGUCUGGGUCUGGAAUAAACUUGCGAUGCUGGUUGAGAAAGAUUAGGACGGGCCUCAAGUGACUUUGCCAAGCAUGACAAGCUUUGCUGGAGGUACAAUUAGAAUUACAGUGUUGUCUAUUCUGCAUCGCAGUAGAGUGAGCUUCUCCAUGACAGAAAAAUGGAGCUUUUGGGUAAAAACGUGCAUGACAGACUUGACAGUCAUGCUAGCUAAGCAUGACAAACGUUGCAGCGCUCCAGACAUCCAGGGAAGAUAUUUGCAGUUGAUAGGAAAAGAAGGAAGACGCGCUGAAGGACAUCCUGGCUUCGCACAAGGACAUGUUCAUUGAAAAAGGAAUUCCAGAGCCGGCCGGCCUCUCGUCCAUCAUCGCGGGCCCGCUCGUGAACAAAAAUACGGGAAAAAUUAUCGAUCCCUUUAAACUUAAAGUGCUCCGGGAGAAGGAACGACAGUUCACGCAGAACUACUCGGCGGCCACCGUGGUCGCGUCUGAAGAUAAAAAUGCAGGAGCUGCGACGUCCACAUCAUUGGGAGGUGAUACUAAUGCGGGAAACAGCGGUGCAGUAGAUAAUGCUACUUCCAAUAAAUCUGCAUCGACUUCUGGGAACAGUAAGAAUCGCAAGAAGAACAAGAACAAAGACAGUAGCUCUUCGUCGUCCGCUUCCAGUGCUGCGACCACCUCGGGAGCAGGUCCGGCUGCAUCCUCCCCGUCUAUGACUUCCAACACGCCCACUACAACUGUCGGGGGUGAGCAGCAGCAGCUGUCGCUUCUGGAAUCAGUUGAUCAGCUGGAUUUUUCCCAGGUCUUCUGUGGGCAGAGCAAGAAGGAAAGGGAGGAGUACCAACAACUGAUCCUGGAGCAGCUGAACGCGUACAUCACGCACCAGAAUACGGUCCAGUCGCUGUCCCAAACCCGGUAUCAACUGCAAAAAUGUCGGGGUCUCGAAGAAUGCGAGAUCUGUCAUGCUUGUCUGACAUGACUCUUAAAUCUGUCAUGCACGUUACCCAAGAGCCCCAUUUUGCUGUCGUGCAGAAUAGGCAACACCUAAAAGCUCGAACGCUUGUCAUGCUGAGCCAGCACUUGUGGCCUCUUCAUGAUACGCCACCCAGCAUCACAAGUUUUCAGACCCAGACACUUUUGCAAUCCAUACCCGGGGGCUGCAAAUGGUGAGCCAGCACAGGAACGAGGUAGGAGAAGAUGAAAAAAAUAGUUCUAAGGGAUAUGACUUGCUCAAACGUUACAAUCUCAAACGUUACAAUAGAAUAGGGAAGUCUGUGAUGCAAGAAGUGCAUGAUCUAGCCUACCCCCACAGCAAUGCGCAUGACAAGUAGUUCUGGAGUCAAAAGCCGCACUAGAAUCUGGCGAAAUUUGUAUUGCAGAAAGUGGAACGCUCUGCGAGUCUGUCAUGCUCCUCAUGCAUCUACUGCAACGUUUGGGAUUGUAACGGUUGCGCAUGUCAUAAGGGAAUCAUAGGGAUGAGUAAGAAGAUACACGACCUCAAAGCGGCUGGCAAGGCAGAAUUGGAAAAUAAAGAUAAAUCGAAAAAAUAGAGUGAAUCAAUAUGAUGUACUCGUGAUUUGAAGAUCUUCGGAAAGAACCAGCACUGGCCCUGCUGGUUCUUUGAAUGAAGAUCAGUAUCUCUAUUGACCCGCCCUCUUUAGCAAGUUAUGAAUAUAGCACGGGAGAACUACGCGACCGUGACCUGGAUUCUGACUGCAGGAUCCGGGUAACAACAUCAAGUCGCUGGCUGCCCGAGCACAUAAGUUGUACUUACCCUGUAGUUCUAGUUGUACCAGGACGAUAUGUACUUGUGCUACCGCUACUGUAAAAUAAAUUGUCCCCAUCUAAUACACGGACUUUUCUAUUGGUUCUUUGCAGCUCAAUUUGUGGGUAGGUUCUACUUGCGCCACCUUUCGGCGGCUUGGGUAUCUUACACUCAAAAGCUAGUAGCUGUGUAGGAAAUAAAUACUUCGAAUAAAUUUGGUUGUCUACCGCAGCAAUGGCCAGUCCUCGCUGGUCCAUGGCGCUGCCUAUGUUGAUAUGUCUUGUUACGAUUUUGGUCUUUGUGGUUGAUAAAAUUAUUUUUCCCCCAGGAUUAACAUUAAGAGCGACCUUGAGGGGCACUGUAAAAGAUGCUGCUGCGUGCCCGCAGUUGGAAUAGGACAACCUCUCGCAACAGUAGUAUAUUCGUGGUCCUGAUCCUGAUCGAGGUCGCCCCCGCCCGGCGACAGCGAUCGGAACGAAAUAAAGUACUUUCAAGAGUAAGAAAGAAGAGGGUAAAAUAUAUUUUCCAAGAAGUCAAAUAUAUUUUUACCCCAAGACCUUGUAGUCAUCUGCCGAUGGAAAUAAACGAAAGGCCCACCUCUGCCUCUGUAUUAAAUUUGUCACGCUAGUAGAAGUAGCUUUGGCUUUCUUGUGCGUGAUGCGGUGCACCGUAUUAUGUACAGGCUGCUUUGUGAGCUGCAAGGUGUGCAAGUACCAUCUUUGGCAUUUGUCGCGUUUGUGAUGAUCUUGCCACUUCCUGCAAAUGGAGAUAGGGCCGCGACUUCGGAGAUAAGAAACUACAUUUUUUUUAGAAGCGACAGAAGCGUGAAAACUAAUUUUAGUUUUCUGCUGUACUACUACUUAACUUCCCCGUACAAUAACAAGAAUCUAGGGCACUGAAUGGAAGUUGUAAAGAAGCGAAAUAGUACUAGAAAGUUGUAGUCUAGUAGUCCCCUAGAAAAUCACGAAAGCUAUAUUCUUGCCCGCCUCUAACUAUGUAUAAAAUGACUACUACUUUAAUGUCGAUACUUUGAUCCUAUUUCUAAGUAACCGUAAGCUCGCAAAUUACAAUUCGAGCCAACUACCCACUCUAUUUUUCUCCACUUUUAAGUACAAACGCACUCUGUAACUUAGCGAGAGCCACACAAAAACUCGAACUGCCACCGUGAACAACAAUAGACGAACUUCCUGCUCUAUCAUUCCCUCACUUCUAAUCCUUCUGCAUACUCGAUGGAAAAGGAGCGGCUACGGGACGAGAUUGCGGACCUGACGAAGAAGCUGAGCAAAAAGGAGCAGGAAGUGAAAAAAUUGCUGCAGUUGUGUGCUGCCAGCAGCUCGAGCGCCAGCGGAAGCAGCAAAUCUGCCGACAAAGCCACCGCGUCGAAAUUAGUGACGUUUCUGAACGAAAAUUUAUGCCGCGAACACGGAGCGUAGCUAGCACUACAUCUAGAGCUUUGUCAAUUCGAAGUCUUUGAGUCUCUCUAUAUAGAAAUGAAUUGAGGGGCAAGAAGAUUUGCAGAAUUUCUUCACAGAGAACUAUGCGGGUUGAUGUUGAUAUUUGAUACUUCACUUGUAUGUUGAGCUUGAGCACCUCCCGCUUAAUUAUUGAACGCACCACCAAAUAACUAUAAUUUUCACGCGCACAAGCGCGGCGACAGGAGGUAGGCGAACAACCAGAAUCCAACGACGAGAUGCCUUGCACACAACUUCUAACUUGAUAGUGAAUGCUGUACUUUUAAUUAUAGCCAUCACAUCCAGGAUCGUGAGAUGCAUACUCGUUCUCUUAUGCGCACGAUCUUUGAAUGUACAGCUAGAAAAACAUUAGAAGUUAGUUGUGGAUGUUGACCGUAGGCCACAGAAGAAAAAACCUGUGACAGAACCCAAGAGCAUCUUGGCGGAUAAUGCUCGCAGGAUGAUGAAUUUGAACAUCAAGUGCCCCACCAGGCACAGCGAUUAUUUGUAUGCAUGUUGUGGAGCCAGAUGCUAGCAGGUCAACAAAGCAAGGAUUUUGCUGCGUCCACCUACGAUGAAAAAGGCUACUACGUCUCCCAAUGCAGCCUAUUACAACGAAAGUGAUUCUGUCUACCUCCACCCGGCUGUACCUCAUGUAUUCAACACCCAAGAAGUUGUCACAACUUGCAUGGAAUCGUACUUAAAUUUUCAUCCUAGGCUUCUACUUACAGAACUCAAGGAAGAUGAUUGAAACACGACUCUACGCAAGUUGACAAAGACCAAUUUCCCUUCCAUUCCCCUACAGUGGUGCUACGAUUUCGUCCGGAACAAGUUCGGGCGAAAAUAGCCU